CUGAACAUCAGGAAGAACUUCCUCACUGUGAGAGCUGUUCGGCAGUGGAACUCUCUGCCCCGGAAUGUGGUGUAGGCUCCUUUGAAGGCUUUUAAGCAGGGGCUGGAUGGCCAUCUGUUGGGGGGUGCUUUGAAUGCGAAUUUCCUACUUCUUGGCAGGGGGUUGGACUGGAUGGCCCAUGGGGUCCCUUCCAACUCUAGGAUUCUAUUAGCUGUACAGUAUUGUGUACUUUAGCAACACUUGGAUGACCACUCUUUGCCCACAGUCCCAUCUUAGACUGAUUCUAUAGCCUACACUUAAAAUCAGACCAGACUGUGCUUAGACAUAUUUAGAAGUAGAGCUGAUGGGAGAUUUCUGUUUGUUAUAACACUGAUCCUUACUUUUGUAUCUUGCCAGUUUGCUUGCUUUAUUUUGUGACUAAUCUUUAGAAGCUGAAUAUGGACUUUUUUUUCAAAACAUGCUGAAACAUAUGAAAAAUGUGUGGUAAUCAAAGCCAAUGCACAUUUCCUUGAUAUCUAGUUUUUAUUUAAUUUAGAAAAAAAACUGAGGCGGAAGGCCAUUAUGUCAGUAAAUUCUAAAUUGUUCCCUAAAUUCUUAGCUGUACAUAUUUCACUAACUAUUGCUUUACCAUAAUCCAGCCAGCAACAGGAAUUUUCAAGAACCACUGAUUUCGGUAGGAAUUUACAUGCUCAUUUUUUCUGUAGAAAUCAUUCAUCUCUUUGGCUCAGUUAUGCCUGACCAGUUCAUCCGCCUGUAUCACUGAUAAACUUUAUGUCUUUCCCAACACUACCAUAUUACUUUCACUUUGGGAAUAAAGAGUCCCCUAACCAAAUCAUGUAAAAUAUAUACCUAUGUAUAAAUUGACCACCUCUAUAAGCCAAGGAUAGGUUUCAGGGCUAAAAUUAUGGAAUUUGACCAUGGAUUAUUCGAGUAUCAUUCUGGGUAGAAGGUAAAGCACAGGCACCACCUCAAGACUGCUGCCCUUGCCACCAUAUUCCCACCCAGGGAUUCAGAAAGGCCAGAAUUGGUGGCGUGGUGGAGAGUUAUGUGGGUUAGUUAUUUUAGGCUUUCCUGGGAUGAUCCGAGCACUCAUUUUUCAUCGCUCUGCUUAGAGAGGGGGAUGGUUCCUUUUUUUGUUUUGUUUUUUUGUUUAAGCAUAUGGUACAAUGCUUACAUUGACCCAAGGAUAAGUUGGCUCAGAGUUUUGGGGCUAAUCUUUUAAAAUUUACAAUUGCUGGACAUGAGUAUUUACUUAUUUAUAGUAUUUAUAUUCUGCCCUUCUUACCCUGAAGGGGACUCAGGGCAGAUCACAGAACAUACAUAAGCAGCAAACAUUCAAUACACAGACAAGACAAACAAUUUUGAAUAUAGAUUGAGAUAUAUAGGCUUAAACACAAUAUGUUUUAGUAAUUCAUGAGACUUCAACGAGCAAUAUAUUAAUACUUGUAAGCAUCCUUUUAGGGGGCCCUGGUGGCACAGUGUGUUAAAAGCGCUGAGCUGCUGAAAUUGCGGACCAAAAGGUCCCAGGUUCAAAUCCUGGGAGCAGAAUGAGCGCCUGCUGUUAGCCACAGCUCCUGCCAACCUAGAAGUUUGAAAACAUGCCAAUGUGAGUAGAUCAAUAGGUACAGCUCCGGCGGGAAGGUAUCAGUGCUCCAUGCAGUCAUGCCGGCCACAUGACCUUGGAGAUGUCUAUGGACAACACCGGCUCUUUGGCUUAGAAAUGGAGAUGAGCACCAACCCCCCAGAGUCGGGCACGACUGGACUUAAUUUCAGGGGAAACCUUUACCUUUAAGCAUCCAUUGCAUCAUAAGAUGUAGAAUAUUUUAAAAGUGAAGAGUGAAGGGAAAUAUUGGGGCAGGGAGGAAAUGGUGUCCCAACCACAAGGCACGUCAUUAAGUGCUCUCACAUUUUCAAGUGCAGCAAGCAAUAGCAGGGGCUGGAAACUAUCUUUAAAAAGCUCUGCAGUUUAUGCAAAGCUAAAUUUCCUAUGUGGUUUCUGCACAGGUGGAACAGCUUUACCAUACUAGGAUAGAGUUAUGCAGGUCUUGCUAUACAGUUGCAAGCCACGAGGUGUCUGGCGCAGUGAAGUAUAUGGUCUCGUGCAGGACCUUCUGACUUGCUACAUCACCCGCUUUCCAAAGAGAGCUGACCUUCAUUCAGAUUAAGUUCAGGAUGUGGUCAAAGCCAAGUUCCCCCUUAUGUUGCCAGGGCCAUCCCUUUAGAAAUGUGUCUUAUUUGUCAAAUGGAGCCUACUGUGCCGUUCCGCAAGUGAUGUCCAGGAAAUGUGGUGGGUGGGGAGAUGGGUCCUGCAUCGGACCAAUCUCUAGAUGUUUCAUUUGAGUGGGGUAUGAUGUGGAGUUUUGCCAAAGCAUGCAUUUGCAUUCUGAGACCUCAAACUGGACUCUUCCACACCAUUGAAGACAACAGUGUUAGUACUGGGAUUGGUACUAGGAUUAGGACCAGAGCUCAUGUUAGAGUCAGGAUUAAGUCCAGAUCUAGGUUUGGGCUAGGGCUAGCUGUUACAUGAAGCUAAGCAGCUCUAUCAUUGCAAAAUCCCAGGGGUAAACAGUGAAUGCACCAUCCCUUCCCCAGCCUCGACCACCAAAUAACUGGUAUAUAGAGUUCUACUGAGAACAUUAAAAGCUCAUGAUGUGGUGAGUGACAUAGAUAGAGGACCCUUGGGUUAAGGCUAAGCAGAUGUCAGCUUCUUUCUAGCCAGGAACCAGAGCUUGGUAACAGAUUCUGUAUUGAACCGCCCCGUCCCAGAUUUACACCAUCAGCAAAUUCAAGGGGAUUCUGGGAGUUGUAAUCCAGAUUUUCUAAAGUAAUGCUCAGAACUGAUUCAUUCCAUGUCACGCGCCCAUCCAUACUUGCUUCUCCGAGGAGGUUGUGGUGUACUUUGAGUUGAGUCUCUUUGAGCUGUAGCCUCUCAGUACUACACUCAGCAUCUUGUCACACAUUGGCAGCUGGCUGUCUGCCUGCACCCCUCCCUGCCGUUGCAUUGCUCAUUUUCUUUCCAUUCUGUUCCUGCCUUCAUAAGACAGUCACAGCAGUUGCCUUCAAGUUGCUAGUGGCUUAUAAGCAGACAUUCAUGUGUUAACAACUAUAAGAGGUGGCCCUUUGUGGUACAAAGAGUUCAUUCCAAUUUUUAUUUAGCAACCCUGUGUCUAGCCCAGUUCCCCAUUUGCUCAUCUGAUCCCGGAUUUGGUAACUUCUCUAACAAGAGCAGAAAAAUCUGAAGAGCUCCAGCUGUUCACCGAAGAAAGAUCUAGAAAUCACACAGGAUGUCCCUUCAGGAGCAUUCCAGCAAUGGGUCCACAAACUGCAUAUCACAAUUGGACAUUUUCCAAGAAAAAAUAUGGUUCAUCUUUGUUCUCCAGUCUGUUUUGGCUGUUGUUGGGAAUGGCUUUGCCAUCUACCGCUUUGUCGUUCGAGAACGUCAGUGGCACACUGGCAUCGUCUAUGUCUUCAACCUGACUGUCAGUGACCUCCUUUAUGCCUUCUCGUUGUUACCGAUAGCAUCUUAUUAUUACCCUCCCAAGGACUGGAAAUACGGUGCUGUAUUUUGCAAACUGGACCGCUUCCUCUUCUUCUGCAACUUUUAUGGUAGCACAUUUUUUGUCGCCUGCAUCAGCCUGAACCGUUACGUUGCCAUUGUCCAUCCGUUCUUUGCCCAUAGCCGCUUAGAGACUCGCCAUGCCAAGCUUGUCAGUGGGGCAGUGUGGUUACUGGUGAUGACCAUCUCAGCACCUGUUUUUACCUUUUCCAUCCUUGAAAAUUCCUCUGAAAACAACAUCAGCAGAACUAUCUGUCUGGGAAGCGCAUCCAGGGCAGAGUUGCCCAAAUACUGGCCCUACAGCCUGUUCCUAGCAGCUUUUGGGUGCGGGUUGCCCUUUUUCCUUACUGCCUUUUCCUGCAUUGCCAUUGUCUGCACAGUCAUCCACAGUCAUGGCCUCACAGCAGAGGAAAAAUUCAAAGUGAAGGCCCUGGUUGGCAUGGUGGUGGUCCUCUAUGCCAUUUUCUACCUGCCUUUUCAUGUUUUACGCAACCUGAACCUUCACAACCGUAUGCACGAGAACCUUCAUGAUCGUAUGCACAAUAAUUGCAAUGUCUUCGUGUAUGAUUUCUAUCAGAUGGCCAAGAUCUUGGUCAACUUUCACAUCUGCAUCCACCCAAUGGUUUAUGCUGCCUUGACUGACAGUUUGCAGAAGUAUUGCUUCGGGUGUUUUCGAUGGAGGAAAGAGAUGCACGAAGAAGAAAAGAAUGUGGAAAUGAGACUGUGUAACCAACUGCCUUCUCAAAUACCCCAGGACUAGUAUUGCUGACAUAAUUUCUCAUGGAUAGGACUUACAAUGGCCUUGCAAUUCCUGUACUACAGUGAGAAGAAAUUUUGUAUUAUUAAUGAGAAGUUAUGGGAUGAAGUAGGGUAGCCCAAACCUGUAUUGCCUUGUGUUAGUGUCACUACCUUUUCUGACAUUGUGUAAGAGGCAUCUUAUGCAAUAAUUUUGCUAGGCACUGUAAUAGAUGCAAAAUGUAGCCUCGGACUCCACCAUCCCAACAAUAAUGGCAAUACAUUACUUCCAGUGGCAGAUGUUGCCUUCCAUGCCAUUGGGAAUACAUUCCAGUUUUUAGUCUGAACUUUAAAUAUUCCCGAACUGUGGAUCUUCAGAUGCUUUUUGCACUGGCUCUCAGAAUCUCUUACAAUUGGCCAGAGUGGCUCAAAUUGUUAGGAAUAAAAGUCCAAAGACACCUGGAAUUCAAGAAUCGCUGAUCUACCCAUGUGGUGGAUCUAUUUUGUGGAACAGUGUUCAGCAUGCAACACUGCUAAAAACCAAUGUGACUGACAUGAUGGAAGCCACCAACAACCACUGAUUCUGUUUUAAACAGUUAUGCCAAUUGUUCUCAACCUGUGGGUCCCCAAGUGUUUUGGUCUACAACUCCCAGAAAUCUCAGCCAGUUUACCAGCUGUUAGGAUUUCUGGGAGUUGAAGGCCAAAAACAUCUGGGGUUGAGAACCUGAAAAAUUAAUUUUCAAAGUCAUACAACAAGUUGGGUCGUAAGUUCAUUGAGUUCAGUUCCAUGCUUGUCAUUCCUAUUUAUGUACAGAACACUUUACUUCUAUCUCUUGUUGUAAAUAUUUCAUUUCUGCCAGAUAUGUUUUCUGAGGAGAGUGUAGGGUUAGGGUGAAGUCGCUGAAGGCAAGUUCGGCUUGGACCCAAGGCACUUCCUUCUCCAGUUACAGACUUAAGGGUUUCCUUUCCCUUCUUUGAGCUGUGACUUUAUCUGCUGUCAAACAGCUCUGCUGGAUGUGGUCUGAUAUGUUUCAGUGGAAAUUAUCAUCUGCUCAGUAUGUAUAAUACAAUCUCUGGAAAUGAGAUUGCUUGCCCCUUGACAUUUCACAGAGUACAAACUUGUCUACUCUAGUUCCUCAUGCAGUCUCUUGUAGCGCAGUUUGCGGAGGGAUCUUACAACUAUGACUUCUCCAGCCACGAUGGAAAAAUUCUACUAUCACAAUUCUACAACCAAAGAAGACUUGGUCUUUGCAUUGAGGGUAAUGUAUUGAUUUGUUCUAUAUUGGAGAGAUUAUUUUAGUUGCAUAAUCAAUGUAUACACCAGAGAUCCCCAAACUAAGGCCCAUGAGCCGAAUGUGGCCCUCCAAGGUCACAUCCCUGGCCCCUGCCCUAAACCUUAGGGUCGCUCUAAAUCAGAAAUGAAUUGAAGGCACUUGUGUUGUCACCAACAAUCCUCAUUAAAUUGACUAUCUGUUCAGUCAAAAGCAGACACACACUUUCCAUUGAAAUACUGGUACGCUUCUGUCAGUUAAAAUUGUUCUUCAUUUUAAAUAUUGUAUUGCUCUUUCGUAAUUUUUUUGCACUAUAAAUAACAUGUGCCAUGUGCAUAAGAA
Anolis carolinensis (green anole) is the source of this 5904-nucleotide messenger RNA. RefSeq names its product P2Y purinoceptor 11. Gene Ontology annotation, molecular function: neurotransmitter receptor activity; G protein-coupled ATP receptor activity. Gene Ontology annotation, cellular component: plasma membrane. Lineage: Eukaryota; Metazoa; Chordata; Lepidosauria; Squamata; Anolidae. Gene Ontology annotation, biological process: calcium-mediated signaling; G protein-coupled receptor signaling pathway. The transcript is spliced from 2 exons. The coding region runs from base 3285 to 4316 and encodes 343 amino acids. The record is from RefSeq and is a predicted model, not a curated record.